Ceraceosorus bombacis is the source of this 1416-nucleotide messenger RNA. NCBI's taxonomy places the organism in Eukaryota, Fungi, Basidiomycota, Exobasidiomycetes, Ceraceosorales, Ceraceosoraceae. The record is from the annotation of a GenBank genome assembly.
AUGGCCGCCUCACUUUCAGCCUCCUUCAACAGGCUUGCGGUGCAAACCCUCGCAAGCACUUCGGUGCAGCAAACCAGACAGCUGGGAGUCGGGACGAUGACGAGAUGCCGGAUCGUCCCUGCUGAGAGCUACAGAGCUGGCAGGGCCAUCUCGUCCACUGCCAGCCAUCGCCAAGGGGAUGCAGCGCCAACACCACUAGCUUCACGUCUCGCUCUUGGAAAUCUGUCGCCGCUGCAGCCAAAGAAGGCGGUGAGUGCAAUUGGCUGUGAUGCAUGAGCUCGACUUUAUGGAAUGCUGACAGUCAGAGUGGGACGCUUGCGUGCUAUUGUAGAGGAAACGAGUGGGAAGAGGAGACAGUUCUGGAAGAGGAGGAACGUCGACGAGAGGACACAAGGGUCAGAAAGCCAGAGCUGGAAAUGGAAGACCGGUCCCGGGUUUUGAGGGAGGGCAGAUGCCGCUUCACAGGGCGUUGCCCAAGAGGGGCUUUGUGAACACGUGAGUCGCAAAAUGCUCUCUUCUGUAUCACAUGGAGUGAUGGCCAGGGAGGAAGCUGUCACUUGGCAAGAAGGUUGCACACUGACAAUCUCAUUUACUUCGUUGGCAGGCACAAGCAAGAGUUCACGACGCUCAAUGUAGACAGGCUACAGAGCUGGAUAGAUCAGGGAAGGAUUGACGCUUCUCAACCCAUUACAGCUCGCGAACUGUACGCGAGCGGCUGCGUGACAGGGCGCCUGCGCGAUGGGAUUAAGCUUUUGGGCAACGUGAGUCGAAGGGCGCCUGCAUGUAUGCGUCGAUCUUGUAGAAGCGAGGGCAAAGUGCACACCACUUACUGACUCAUACCGUCGGAUGUGCCUCUACCUCGCAGGGGGCAGACUUUGUCUCCAGCCCGGUCAACAUCGUCAUUUCUAAGGCGACACCUACAGCAAUUGCUGCAAUCGAAAAGGCUGGAGGAUCGAUCAUGACGCGAUACUACACUCAGCGGACUUUGCAAAGUUUGAUUCAUCCCGAGCGAUAUGCGGACCGGCCUCCUCCUGGGCAUGCCCGUCCGACGCACAAGGAUGACCUCCGUGAGUUCGAGGAGCGCAAUGCAACGAGAGCUAAAUACCUCUGUCUGUGUGCGUGUGCAGCUUUCUGACGCGCAUUGCACCUUGUCGAUGAUGUGCAUGCUUCGCAGUCUACUACUCAGACCCAAAGAACAGAGGCUUCCUUUCUUUCCUAACCCCGCCCGAAGUGGUUCCCCGUUACAAUGCGGAUGGUAUUCUGGUCGCCGUACCGGACGCUUUUGCCAGAAAGGUCGCUACUGGAAGCACUGGCUCGACCGAAGCCGCUUCGGAUAGAGAGUCCCUCGAGACUAGAGAUGCGAUGAGCGCAUUGGCGAAGGAGGCGGAGCACAAGGUGGCGCAGACGGAGGCUUAG